AUGGCUGAGUCUCAGCAGAGCCAGAAGGCCAGUGCAGGGGGCACUCAUUGCCCCAAAGCAGGUUUUGAGGAUGACCAUGAUCAGAUUGCACAAGAAAUACCAGCAAAUGAAGCGCCAGAGAAUGAAGCUCUUUCUCCCACACGUGUCACAGACAGGAUAUUUUUCAUUGAUGUAGCCAACAAGCAACUGUAAAUCAUUUCGCCAAGGGUCUUGAGUCUAGAAUACCUGGAAGAGCUGCACAUGGAAAAGAACCUGAUUGUAAGCAUCCCCUGAGACAUCAAUCACCUGAGGCACAUGAAGAUCCUCUACUUGGACCAGAAUCACAUACAGGACAUAUGUGAAGAACUGGGGGAGCUGAAAUGUAUUCUGAGCUUAGAUUUAAGUAACGAUCCCCUCUCUUGUAGUUCGCUGACAGUUAUCAGCAAGUUGCAGUCCCUUCAUCAGCUCAGGCUCUAUAAAACAAACACGCACGAAAUCCCAGUGCAGAUCUGUGAAUACCUCCAUCACAUUGAACUGCUUGGCCUUUCCGACAAUAAUCUCAAGUGUCUGUCUAAAGAAAUAGUGAAACUGACAAAACUCAAGGAAAUUUACCUCCGGGAAAAAAGAUCUAAAAGUUUUCCCAAGGAGCUUUGUCAUAUUGCUAAUUUAGAAAUAAUAGAUCUGGAACAAAAUCUAAUCAGUCUCAUCCCAGAAGAGGUAGGCUUUUUGACAAACUUAGUUAAGCUAUUUUUAGCUUUUAAUAACUUAUCCUCCAUUCCUCCUACACUGCAACACUGCCAGAAGCUGGCUGUGCUGGAUCUGGCUCAUAAUCUCCUGCCCAAACUUCCCCCAGGUUUGAGGAAUCUCACUGAAAUGAGAGUACUCAGACUGUCUGCUAACAGCCUGGAGAAGUUCCCUCACCAGAUCUGCUGCUGGCCAUCCCUUUCCCAUGUUUAUCUGAGGAACACCAGACUGCACACAGUACCCGGGUCCUCCACCAGAUUAACCAGUGUCAGGAUACUAGAUGUGAGUGAAAAUUGUUUUGAUGAGAUUCCUACAGGAAUAUGCACUACGAAAAAUCUGGAAGUAUUGACCCUGAGUGGCAAUCCAGUACAGGAGAUACCCGUGGAGGUGAAAGAACUGACAAAUUUGAAAUGUCUUAGCCUGUCUGAAAACUAAUCCAGUAUCUUUCCAAAGGAAAUCUUUCUCCUGGAGUCAUUAGAGAGAUUAUACCUGGGACAAGAUAAAGGAAUUACAUUCACAAGUCUGCCAGAAGACGUCAGCAAAUUGCAGAAUCCGAAAGAACUGCAUAUGGAGAAUAAUUGUCUGGAGUACCUGCCCACAGCCAUCAGUUCAGGGCUCAUCCUCAUGCAGGAAUGCUCUCCAUCAUUCCUGUUCUUUGUGCUGCAGCUGUUUGCUUUUGUGUGUUCAGGUUUGCAAAAACUGCUCGUUCAGAACAAUCACCUGUCCCAGCUGCCCGAGGAUUUGGACAGUCUUCAGCAGCUGGAGCUGCUCCUUGUGGAUGCGGACCUUAUCCAACUGAAGUGCGCUAUCAGGGGACAUCAGCCAUUGGGGAAUACUUACAGGGAAAGAGGUAUCCAAAGUUUGUGGUGUGGGUUGGUGAAUCCCGAGAAGGGGAUUGGACCUUUUUUGACACUUAAGAAUCUAACGAAAAAAAGAAACAAGGAAAAGAAAGGAAAGGGAAAAGAGAAGCCUGUAAAAGGAUCAGAAACCAAAAAGUUAUAUUUGGGCAGUAACCUGCACAGAGCUCUUUUCAUUUACAGGAAGGGCAAAUGUGAGCAGAGAUAA
Gavia stellata (red-throated loon) is the source of this 1788-nucleotide messenger RNA. It is a transcript of the gene LRRIQ4, whose product is annotated as leucine rich repeats and IQ motif containing 4. The transcript is spliced from 5 exons. The record is from RefSeq and is a predicted model, not a curated record. NCBI's taxonomy places the organism in Eukaryota, Metazoa, Chordata, Aves, Gaviiformes, Gaviidae. Gene Ontology annotation, molecular function: protein binding.